CACAGACUCGGAGAGUGAGAGAGAGAGAGAGAGAGAGAGCGGGAGAGAGAGUUUGCAUCCGAAAAUGCAAGAGACGAAAGAAGCGAGCAGCAAGCCCAGAAAGGUCAACCUUUCAGAUCACAACUCCAUCAAGCACCUUCUCGACGAGUCCGUCUCCGAGAUUGUUACAAGUCGCGGAUAUGUGGAGGACACCAAGUUAAGUAACUUGAAAUUGUUAAUUGGAGCCAUUGUCAUAACUAUUGCUCUGUUUGCUCAGUUCUACAAGAAGAAAUUCCCUGAAAACCACAACUUCCUGAUUGGAUGCAUAAUAUCGUAUAUUGUCAUCAAUGGAGUACUACAGCUGAUUUCGUACGUGAAGGAGAAAAAUGCAAUAUUGUUUACUCAUCCUCUGGGAUCCUUUAGUACUGGUUUGGUGGUGUCUUCCAAAUUACCAAGGUUUUCUGAUUUGUACACUCUUACAAUAGCAAGUGCAGAUCCAAAAUCAAUUUCUGCAAAUAAAACGGUGGAAUUCACUAAGAGUGUUACUAAGUGGUUUACCAAGGAUGGAGUAUUGGUGGAAGGCCUGCUAUGGAAGGAAGUAGAUGGACUCAUAAACCAAUAUGCAAGAGAACCAAAGAAGAGCAGGUGAAGUGACAUUUUGCUUCGCGAGAGGAUUCGGUUCUCACACACAAAAACGAGCUCUAUUGUAUUGUGUGUAGUAUUUUAGAGUGAAUAUUUGGAAUUCUUAGAAAAACAAAAUGAAUGAACAUUUGAAUGUGUUGUCAUUCAGCGUGAUGUGUAUUAUAAGUUAUUACUAUAAAACCCAAUACACAAUUAACACAUCACGUACUUGGUAUUUAAUCAUUUCAACUCGAUCUCCAUGUUUGUGAUUAGUUAAUACUUUCUUUGGUCCUUUUGUAGCUGACCAGAUCA
This is a messenger RNA of Argentina anserina (silverweed cinquefoil), 912 nucleotides long. Its product is annotated as signal peptidase complex subunit 2-like. The record is from RefSeq and is a predicted model, not a curated record. The coding region runs from base 65 to 628 and encodes 187 amino acids. Gene Ontology annotation, cellular component: signal peptidase complex; membrane. NCBI's taxonomy places the organism in Eukaryota, Viridiplantae, Streptophyta, Magnoliopsida, Rosales, Rosaceae. Gene Ontology annotation, biological process: protein targeting to ER. The transcript has 5 exons.